This is a messenger RNA of Colletotrichum spaethianum, 1437 nucleotides long. RefSeq names its product putative MFS-type transporter. NCBI's taxonomy places the organism in Eukaryota, Fungi, Ascomycota, Sordariomycetes, Glomerellales, Glomerellaceae. The record is from RefSeq and is a predicted model, not a curated record. Gene Ontology annotation, molecular function: transmembrane transporter activity. The transcript is spliced from 6 exons. Bases 1 to 1437 code for a protein of 478 amino acids. Gene Ontology annotation, biological process: transmembrane transport.
AUGAUGUGCAACUUUCUGGCAGCAGGCCCCUCGAUAGCGUUGUUGAACACCGCUUUGGAGUUCUUCCCUGCGGCCACCACCGAUAAUGACGUCCGCACUCUUGCAAUCGCCCAGACUGCCUACUUCUUCACAACGACAGCGCUGCUCCAGGGCGUGGGCAACUUCUUCUGGGUGCCCAUGGCCAACAAGUUCGGCCGACGGCCGGUCUACGUCGCGAGCUACUCCAUCUACUUUGCAUGCUCAAUAUGGCUCAUCUUUGAACACUCCUACGGCGGCUUCCUGGCCGGCCGGAUCCUGAUGGGAUUCGGAGCCGGAGCCGCAGAAACGAUUGCCCCUAUCACCAUCGCCGACGUCUUCUUCUUGCACGAAAGAGGGACCAUCAUGGCGCUGUACACCGCAUUCCUCUCUGCUGGAGUUGGCUUUGGACUAGUGAUUUCUGGCAUCAUCACUAUCAACCAUGACUGGAGAGUCAUUUAUCAAGUUUCUGCUGCCUUGAUUGGCGCCGUGCUUCUACUGGCAUUCCUCACCUUCCCCGAGACGGCAUACGAGCGAGAUGGCUCGACCGCCCCGAUCCGCCUUGGCUCGCUGAGCGGUAGCAAGCCUGGAUCGAUGGGGUCCGAAACAGAGCUCUCUCGCUCUGUGAGAGACUCACCGAGACUCCCGAAACAAUCAUACCUGUCGUCCCUGAAGCUCUUUAACAAGACCCUCACGCAAGAGAGCCUCCUAAAGCUCGCCCUGCGCCCGUUGGGCCUAAUCAUCCUCCCUCCCGUGCUCUGGGCGGCACUGGUGCAGGCUGUGACGGUAGGGUUCCUCGUGGCCGUGUCUUCGAACGCGGGAUCCGCGUUCAACACUGCGUAUGGUUUCGAUUCCUGGCAGAUUGGCCUUUGUUUUGUCGCCGGCAUCAUCGGCGCUCUGCUCGGAAUUCCGGCCGGUGGCCACCUAGGCGACAUGAUUGCGGACUGGUUCACCAGACGGAACGGCGGGAUCCGUGAUCCGGAAAUGCGGCUCCCUGGCAUGAUCAUCAGCAUGAUCACGACGCCGCUGGCAUUGGUGUUAUAUGGUGUCGGCAUUGAAGACCGGCUGCAUUGGAUAUGUCCCACUAUCGGCAUUGGCCUUUUGACCUUUUCGAUAUCUCAGGGGACAAACAUCUGUCUCGUGUAUGUGAUCGACGCCUACCGGCCGGUGGCGGGCGAGGUCACGCUGGCCGUCAUGGGCUUCAAGUCACUCUUCGGCUUUCUGCUAUCCUUCUACACCAACACUUGGGUAGAGACGACAGGUUACGAGAACGCAUUUGGUGCCAUGGCCGGAAUCGCAUCUGCCGUGCUGGUCCUAUGGGUACCGCUGUUCGUUUGGGGCAAGAAGAUACGACACGAGUCGUGGAAGUGGCCAAUCGUCCAGUAUGUUCACUGGAGCGAGGACAGAGAGGUCGGAGAGUGA